Molecule: messenger RNA, 1060 nt
Organism: Salvia hispanica
Lineage: Eukaryota; Viridiplantae; Streptophyta; Magnoliopsida; Lamiales; Lamiaceae
Product: GDSL esterase/lipase WDL1-like
Source: RefSeq, a predicted model, not a curated record
AUUCCAUUGCCGACCAUCACCAACUUCUUCUUCUUCUUCUUCUUCAAAAGUAAAAAAUCAAUUAAAUUCAUAAGGCGAAUUUGAAGCCGUAGAAGAAGAAGAAGAUGGUGGGUUGUCGUCGGCCACAGUUUGUGCUGUUUGGAUCAUCAGUUAUCCAAAUGAGCUUCAAUGUUGGAGGCUGGGGCGCUAUUUUAGCCGACCUCUACGCUCGAAAGGCUGAUGUAUUACUGCGAGGAUACUCGGGUUGGAACACGAGGAUGGCUCUUCAAGCCCUGGACAAGCUUUUCCCCAAGGACGAACCGGUUCAGCCUUCUUUGGUUAUACUCUAUUUUGGUGGCAAUGAUGCAACCAAACCUCACCCCAGUGGGAUAGGUUCUCAUGUUCCUCUUCCUGAAUACAUCGAAAACAUGAAAACCAUGAUAGCUCACAUCAGGGGUCUUUCAGAUGAGACAAGGGUAAUAUGUCUUACCUCUCCGCCCGUCAAUGAAGCAAGAAUCCGUCAAGUUUUCGGAAAUGCUUUAGAUGAUCAAGCGCGGACGAAUGACGGCUGCUGUUUAUAUUCUGAAAAAUUAGUAGAAUUAUGCAAAGAAAUGGAUGUUGAGGCCAUCAAUCUUUGGACUGCUAUUCAAGAAAAAGAUGACUGGGCUGAUACUUGCUUUAUAGAUGGAAUCCAUUUGUCAUCUGAAGGGUCCCAAAUUGUGGUGAAGGAAAUACUGAAGGUGCUCAAAAGAGUAGAUUGGGAGCCAAGCCUCUACUGGUUGAAAAUGCCAUCUGAUUUUCCCGAAGAUUCGCCAUAUUAUGUCGUUGGUCCUGACGGUAAAACUACUGUGAAUGUGAGCAACCAUAUUUGUUCAUGGCAAAGAGGGUGGCUCAACAUUUAGGACAAACGCAGAGUAUAUGGAAAAUUGAAACUCUGGCAAAAUGUUGUCUUGAGCCCACCUGCUAUUUUUUUUUCUUAAUAAUCUGUUUUCCCAUACCUGCUGUAUUUCAACUGCAAUUUAUAACCCAAACAUUCUAUUUCGUUUCGUUUAUGGAGUUGAAGAUGAAUACUUUGCUGUCG